CGAUAUUAACACGUAAACAAUACAAAGUUAAAGGUUGUGAAAAUGUUGAGCAAAUUAUAUUAACUACUUUUGUGCCUGGUAAUUUAGUACAAGAUACGCAUCAAUUUACCUUCAAUUUUGUGUAUUGACUACGCUGAUAAGGUUGUUAUCAUUUGUGAAAUCAUUCGAAGCAAGAGGUCACCUCCAUCCAAGUUCUAAUCAUGGAGCAAACUCGACUCCUUGACAAAACUCCGUUAUCCUUCACGUACGAUCUACUCCGUUCUAAGACCGACCAGGAAAUUGUGACAAAUUUCUCACUGGUCAUGGCAGGUUCGGUUUUGCUUAUCGUUGUGUGGAAUUUGGUGUGGGGUCCAGUGCCGUAUGGGAAGGCCGCAAUGGUUUCAAUGAGGGGUAAGGAUAACUCGAAAGGGUUAUCCUGGAAAUUUUGGGAGUAUUCGAUCAGUUCGAGGUUCGCUUGGGGGAUUGGCCAUCUUCCAACCAUAAUCGUGCCCUGGGUGGUCAUUCUCUGCACCCCGACGCCCUAUCUUUACAACGUUACAAAUCUUGCUGGACUGACGAUCUUCUAUGUUCAUUAUCUUAAUCGCACGGUAAUUUAUCCCUCCAAAAUAUCUCAUCAUGCAACUCCCUAUCCGGCCUGGUCCAUCGUUGGUCCGCUGAUCAUCACCACGGGAAGCACUUUCGUCCAGACGCAUCAUCUCGCCAACGUGCAAAAACCCCUUGACGUUUCCUUCCUGACUUUUGUCGGGAUUGGGGUGACCAUCCUGGGAGGCUGGCUGAAUACCCGGCACGACUGGAUUCUGACGGGACUUCGGGCCAGAGGAAAAGGUUACCAGAUUCCGGAGGGGUCGCUCUUUGAAUACGUUUCAUGUCCGAAUUUCUUUGGGGAGUGUUUGAAGUGGUGGGGUCUCGCAUUGGUGACGGGUGGAGGAAGUCCACAGGUAAUGAUUGCAAUCGUCUCCACCGUGUUUCUGGGAUUCCGAGCGAGAUUUACGCACAAGUGGUAUCAUGCCAAGUUUGGGACCAAGUACCCCCGUGAGAGGAAAGUUAUCAUCCCCUUCGUGUAUUGAAUAUGCAGGUGUUAUUGAGUAUAUGUAAAUACUUGUCCAAAACAUAUCGUAGAAAAAACUUGUAAUAAAUUGUAAUGGGUUUUUUGUGCAUUCUACACUGCA
Molecule: messenger RNA, 1169 nt
Organism: Folsomia candida
Lineage: Eukaryota; Metazoa; Arthropoda; Collembola; Entomobryomorpha; Isotomidae
Product: steroid 5-alpha-reductase DET2
Exons: 5
Coding region: 201-1067 (288 amino acids)
Biological process (GO): lipid metabolic process
Molecular function (GO): oxidoreductase activity, acting on the CH-CH group of donors
Source: RefSeq, a predicted model, not a curated record